GCUGACAGUGGUUCUGCUGCGUACACCCUUGCGGUUUGGAAGAAGUGGAAAUGAAGCGGUGCUUAGUAGCUUCUCUUCUCACCGUCCUCACCAGUUCUCAGGGGAUCUUAACAAAUCUAUCGCAAACCAAUGGCAAAUAUAAAUACGAUUACACCACCAUCCCUUUCCUUGCCGAGGUUUUUAAGCUUAUGGUAUCAAGUGUUUUUCUAUGGAGAGACAGUAAGAAAUCGCCUCCGCCGAAAGUAACAACGGAUUGGAGGACUGUUCGAUUGUUCCCCAUUCCUUCCAUCAUUUACUUAAUCCAUAUUAAUGUCAAAAUUUCUACUCUUAUAUAUGUCGAUGCGUCGACGUAUCAGAUAAUGGGUAAUUUGAAAAUUGUCACAACUGGAAUUUUGUUUAGGUUGUUUCUUAAGAAGAAGCUCUCUAAUCUACAGUGGAUGGCUAUCGUUUUAUUGGCUGUUGGAACGACCACGAGUCAGGUAAAAGGAUGCGGAGAGGCUUCAUGCGACUCCCUCUUCUCAGCACCAAUUCAAGGAUACAUGCUAGGAAUUUUGUCUGCUUGUCUUUCAGCAUUGGCUGGUGUUUAUACAGAGUUCCUGAUGAAGAAGAACAAUGACAGUUUAUGCUGGCAGAAUAUACAGUUAUACAUGUUUGGUACAAUCUUCAAUAUGGCACAGCUGGUAAUGGAUGAUUUUAGGGGUGGAUUUGAGAAAGGACCUUGGUGGCAACGGCUGUUUAAUGGGUACAGAAUCACAACUUGGAUGGUUGUGCUAAAUCUAAGUUCUACCGGGCUGCUGGUUUCAUGGUUAAUGAAAUAUGCUGACAAUAUAGUCAGGUGUAUUCCACAUCGAUGGCCAUGCUAUUAACAAUGAUUCUAUCCGUGCUCCUCUUCAGUCUCAAUCUAACACUUCAGCAUUCUUGCAGCUUUUCUUGGGGAUCAUUAUUUGUAUGAUGUCACUACAUAUGUACUUUGCUCCGAAUAUGCUUGUAGACAUGCCGUCGACAAUUAAAAUCAGAUCCAGAGAGCCUUGUCAAAAUGGCCAUAUUCGAUCUUAUGGGAUAGCCUUUCCUUCUACGACGAGAGAGAUUGAAAACGAAAUGGCCAUGAACUGAAUCGCAGAUUCAGUUAUUAAACACGGGGAUAGCAAGCCGAGAAAACUGGCAUCGUCAUUCCAAAACGCAACAGGAAUCUCUGGCUUAUAUUGUUUUGGUAUUUCAUCUACCGCUAACUAUGGUGGAAAUCAAAGUACCAUUAGUGGUUCGUGUUUUUAUGUAUAUAACUUUUGUUUCGUUUACAAGUCUACUCGGUUGUUUUGGAUGUUAACAUAUGCAUUAAACAGUGGUCGCCACAAUGAAUCGA
Molecule: messenger RNA, 1360 nt
Organism: Hibiscus syriacus
Lineage: Eukaryota; Viridiplantae; Streptophyta; Magnoliopsida; Malvales; Malvaceae
Product: CMP-sialic acid transporter 1-like
Exons: 8
Coding region: 51-866 (271 amino acids)
Biological process (GO): pyrimidine nucleotide-sugar transmembrane transport
Cellular component (GO): Golgi membrane
Molecular function (GO): pyrimidine nucleotide-sugar transmembrane transporter activity
Source: RefSeq, a predicted model, not a curated record